AUGCCCCCAAUUCGCGACAAGUUCACAAUUCACUCCAAAGCUGUUGUGUGCCAGGAUGUUGAGCUAAAGGGCGAUAUCACUAUCGGUGCAGCCGACUCAGGUUCUUCCGAAGGGACAAUCGUGCAUCCCAAGGCAACUAUAUUUGCCAUAGCAGGGCCGAUUGUGAUAGGUGCCGGAUGUAUCAUCGAGGAAGGGGCAAUAAUUGUGAAUCGACGAAAGGAAGUCAUGAGAAUUGGUGAUGAUAACUUGUUCGAAAUUGGCUGCCGUGUGGAGUCACCCAGUAUUGGCAACUUUAACACCAUAUCUGCCCGCGCCCGUAUUCAUCACACAGUACGCAUCUCGUCCUAUUGUGUCAUAGGGGCUGCUUGUUUGGUUGUUCCAGCUGAGGAUGAAAUACUGGAUGAAUAUACCGUGAUCUACGGUCCAGCAGCUGAACGUCGCACAUGGAGCGGCAGAGGCAAAGUUCAAGAAGCAGACCUCAGACGCAAGCACGCUGAUUACCUCAAAGAAAUGUUGCCCAAAUUCAAUCGUUUGAGGAGAGGCGACGGCACAUGA
Molecule: messenger RNA, 555 nt
Organism: Fibroporia radiculosa
Lineage: Eukaryota; Fungi; Basidiomycota; Agaricomycetes; Polyporales; Fibroporiaceae
Exons: 5
Coding region: 1-555 (184 amino acids)
Biological process (GO): mitotic spindle organization
Cellular component (GO): dynactin complex
Molecular function (GO): dynein complex binding
Source: RefSeq, a predicted model, not a curated record